CUGACCGGGUUCCAGGUCCUGUCCCGGGUCUUCCUCACCUGGGCCGUCACCCACAGCGUCAGAGAGGUGCAGAGCGAGGACAGCGUGCUGCUGUUCGUCACGGCCUGGACCGUGACCGAGAUCAUCCGCUACUCCUUCUACACCUUCAGCCUCCUCAAUCACCUGCCCUUCCUCAUCAAGUGGGCCAGGUACACGUUCUUCAUCGUGCUGUACCCGAUGGGCGUGAGCGGCGAGCUGCUGACCAUCUACGCGGCGCUGCCCCACGUCCAGAAGACCGGGCUGUUCUCCAUCAGCCUGCCCAACAAGUACAACUUCUCCUUCGACUACCACGCCUUCCUCAUCCUGGUCAUGGUCUCCUACACCCCCCGGAUUGUGCCGUCCUCGGUGGUCCUGACCGGGUUCCAGGUCCUGUCCCGGGUCUUCCUCACCUGGGCCGUGACCCACAGCGUCAGAGAGGUGCAGAGCGAGGACAGCGUGCUGCUGUUCGUCACGGCCUGGACCGUGACCGAGAUCAUCCGCUACUCCUUCUACACCUUCAGCCUCCUCAACCACCUGCCCUUCCUCAUCAAGUGGGCCAGGUACACCUUCUUCAUCGUUCUGUACCCGAUGGGCGUGAGCGGCGAGCUGCUGACCAUCUACGCGGCGCUGCCCCACGUCCAGAAGACCGGGCUGUUCUCCAUCAGCCUGCCCAACAAGUACAACUUCUCCUUCGACUACCACGCCUUCCUCAUCCUGGUCAUGGUCUCCUACAUACCCCUCUUUCCGCAGCUCUACUUCCACAUGAUCCGGCAGAGGAAGAAGGUUCUGGGCCCCAUAGAGGACUACAGCAAAGUGGAGUGA
This is a messenger RNA of Menidia menidia (Atlantic silverside), 840 nucleotides long. The record is from the annotation of a GenBank genome assembly. Lineage: Eukaryota; Metazoa; Chordata; Actinopteri; Atheriniformes; Atherinopsidae.